CGGUGCUUGGCGUUGCCAAUUAUUCCUGUCGCAAGGAAGGGACGACUUCUUGAUCCACAAGUGCUUUCCCGGGCCUUCCCGGCUAACGUGGGACCGUGCAAGCCAUCAAGGGCUAGAUCACAAACGAUACGUCACUGCACAAACCCACCAACGACAACGACAACGGCAACCACCAGAUCAGUCUGAGAGAUGCAUAUGAGAGACCUCUUACACAUGGGCGGCAGCGACUCCGACUCGCAUUCCGUCGCGCAGUCCGAAACGCCGUCGGAAGCGGCCCAUCGCCAUGAGCUGCUAUCGAGAGUGCAGAGCGCCCUCGCCGGCAUCAUCGGCUUGGGCGCACUACCGUCCAUCAUCCCGCCCGGCAGAGAACACCACCACUGCAAAAAACGACCGGUCUUUAUCGCUUGGCAUCCCGUGGCGGACAACUUAGGCGUGUUAUUUGCCGAGCAUACGCGGCUUGGACAAGCUAUUACCAAGGAGAUGGGCGAGUUUCCGGAUCCGACGAAUCACUGGGCUGUGAUAGUGGGGGAUCAGGAUACGGAUUAUUAUCAUGAGUUGUGGAUGGAGAAAGACUUCACAGUGGUGAACCAGCACGGCUUAGUCGGUACCCAAAAGUGGACGAACAAGCUAAAAGUUGGCGAGACAGGGUGGAAUGAUCAAGCAGUAUUAGCAGCCAGCAACAAGGCAAUAAAAGAGAUGAAGCCAAGGUACGGCUUGAUCGAUAACAACUGCCAAAUCUUCGCCUCCCACCUCCUCCUCCAGCUAGGCAUCAAAAUGGGGACAGACAUCAAUACCGCCCAAGACAUGAGAGACAAGUUACUCGCAGAGUUCAGCAAGACAUCGACAUCAUGGCGAAAGAAAUUGACCAACAAGGACUGGCAGGCCCCGACAUUCCUGAAAGUGCAGGAGAUUCGGCGGAGUAUCAGCCCUGCCUUUGGGGGAAGUGUAGAACCACAACCAGAACCACAUGAGGAGGUUGUGAUGCAGGAACGACAAGCCAAAAUCCGACCUUUUAGUUGGGGAAGAAAGAAAGAAGUGGUAGCGCAACUUCCGACGCCUCCAUGAGUAUAUCCCUCAGCUACUUUGACGCUGACAG
This is a messenger RNA of Neurospora tetraspora, 1096 nucleotides long. RefSeq lists its product as uncharacterized. The coding region runs from base 190 to 1065 and encodes 291 amino acids. The transcript has 3 exons. The record is from RefSeq and is a predicted model, not a curated record. Lineage: Eukaryota; Fungi; Ascomycota; Sordariomycetes; Sordariales; Sordariaceae.